AUGUAUCAGUCAUAUGCACUAGGAUUGGACCCUCACCAAACACAGGAACCAAAAAGUGCCUAUCAGACAUACGCAGUGGGACAAGAUCCCUAUCAAGCCUAUGAACGUGGGCAUGGCCCCUAUCAGCCACAUGAACCAGGUUAUGGUCUUUACCAGCCAGGAUACAGUCCGUAUGAUGAUCAGAUACCCGAUGCCAACUCCCGAAUGCUGGCAAUUCAGAAUGCAAAAGCCUAUUUACUGAAGAGCAGCACGACAUCUGGCCUGAACUUAUAUGAUCAUCUUGCUAAUAUGCUAACAAAGAUCCUGGAUGAACAGCCCACAAAUGCAGUAGACGUAAUUGAGAACAUCAGCAAGGAUGUGAAGUGGGCUCAAUUUCAGAAAAAAAUGGACACUCUUCGAGAUGAAUGUGAGAUUCUUCCAGCAUUUGAAGCUGCAGAAAAGCGUAAAGCUUUGUUCCACAAGGCGAAUGAAGAAGGAGAUGAAGAACUAGAAGAAGAGAUAGGAGAAACCCCUCUACCUAAUGUGAUGGAAACAGCCUUUUAUUUUGAACAGGCUGGAAUUGGCUUGAGCAAAGAUGAAUCCUAUCACAUAUUCCUUGCCCUUAAAAAACUAAUUAGUGUUCAGCCAAUCCAGACCUGUCGCUUCUGGGGCAAAAUUUUGGGCCUGGAGAUGAACUAUAUUAUAGCUGAAGUACAGUACCAUGAGGGGGAAGAGGAGGAAGAGGAAGAAGUUACUGAGGAAGAAGGGAAAGGGGUGGGUGAGGUUGAAGACGAAGAAGAGGAGAAAGAAAAAGAAGAUGAACCACCAAAAUCCACCUAUAAGCCCCCACCUGUCAUCCCAAAAGAAGAAAAUGGGACUGGGGCUAAUAAAUAUGUCUACUUUGUCUGUAAUGAGCCAGGCAAACCCUGGGUGAAGUUGCCUCCAGUGACGCCGGCCCAGAUUGUCUGUGCCAGGAAAAUCAAGAAGUUCUUCACUGGCAGGCUGGAUGCUCCUGUUGUGAGCUUUCCUCCUUUCCCUGGAAAUGAGGCCAAUUACCUGCGUGCACAGAUAGCUCGCAUCUCAGCAUCAGCCUUUUCUGUGGCUGAAAUGGUGGAUUCUCCCUCCACGUGGGUACACCAUGUACAGAGUAUUCUAAAGCAGGGUCGCUGUGUUUGGUUUAAUCCUUUUCAAAAAUCAGAAGAAGAAAAUGAAGAGGAAGAGAAAACAGAGGAGCUAGAUGAACUACAGCAAGAACUACAGCAAGAAAUAGGACCUCCUCUUCUCACUCCACUCUCUGAAGAUGAAGGAAUUCAAAACAUCCCUGCUUGGACAGCUCAGCCUUCUACAAACCUGAUCCCGCAAUACGCUGUUGCAGUCCUCCAGUCUAACCGAUGGCCCGGAGCAUUUGCCUUUGCAUCUGGCAGGAAAUUUGAUAACAUCUACUUUGGCUGGGGUCACAAAUACAGCCCAGAGAACCACACUCCCGCACUGCCUCCCCCAGUGCAAGCGGAAUACCCCAGCGGGCCAGAAAUCACCGAGACAAGAGAUCCCACUCUGGAAGAAGAACUGGCUUUCAAGGCUGCCAGGGAAGAGGCCUUAGCUGCAGCUGAGGAAGAGGAAGAGGAAGAGGAGGAGGAGGAAGGCAUUGAGGAUGAUGAAGAGGAGGAUGAUUAA
Molecule: messenger RNA, 1653 nt
Organism: Charadrius vociferus (killdeer)
Lineage: Eukaryota; Metazoa; Chordata; Aves; Charadriiformes; Charadriidae
Product: radial spoke head protein 6 homolog A-like
Biological process (GO): cilium movement involved in cell motility; cilium assembly; axoneme assembly
Cellular component (GO): radial spoke; axoneme
Source: RefSeq, a predicted model, not a curated record